Messenger RNA from Chironomus riparius, 117 nucleotides. The record is from the annotation of a GenBank genome assembly. NCBI's taxonomy places the organism in Eukaryota, Metazoa, Arthropoda, Insecta, Diptera, Chironomidae.
CUAUGAUUUCUGUGCAACGACCUUAUAGUUUUCAGGCAACAAACAAUUUGACCCACGAUCGAGCAUAGCUCUGUAUCCGCUCUUCUCGAAAUUUCCGUUUAACGUGCAAAAAGUCAU